AUGGCUUCUCAUCACCUGAUCCUCCUUUGCCUCGCUGGACUGGUAUUUGUGUCGGAGGCUGGCCUUGUGGGCACUGGUGCAUCCAAGUGCCCGUUGAUGGUCAAAGUCCUGGACGCUGUCCGGGGAAGCCCAGCUGUCAACGUGGCUGUGAGGGUGUUCAAAAAGGCUGCUGAUGAGACUUGGGAGCCAUUUGCCGAUGGGAAAACCAGUGAAUUUGGAGAGCUCCAUGGACUCACAACAGAUGAGAAAUUUGUAGAAGGCAUAUAUAAAGUAGAGUUGGACACCAAAUCCUACUGGAAGGCAGUUGGUAUUUCUCCAUUCCAUGAAUAUGCAGAGGUGGUGUUUACAGCAAAUGACUCCGGGCCCCGCCAUUACACCAUUGCGGCACUGCUCAGUCCCUACUCUUACUCCACCACAGCCGUUGUCAGCAACCCCAAGGAAUGA
This is a messenger RNA of Chrysochloris asiatica (Cape golden mole), 444 nucleotides long. It is a transcript of the gene TTR, whose product is annotated as transthyretin. Gene Ontology annotation, biological process: purine nucleobase metabolic process. The record is from RefSeq and is a predicted model, not a curated record. The coding region runs from base 1 to 444 and encodes 147 amino acids. The transcript is spliced from 4 exons. NCBI's taxonomy places the organism in Eukaryota, Metazoa, Chordata, Mammalia, Afrosoricida, Chrysochloridae. Gene Ontology annotation, molecular function: thyroid hormone binding.